AUGCAUUCCCCAAGCAUCUGCAUUCUGCUUAUUCUGGCAACCUGUUUCUUAGGUACCAACGCUAUAAGGCUUCGUCAAACCAAUUCGCAACAAACAAUUCAAUAUGCUGCCAAGCAGCCUCCAUUGACUACACCGUGGACUGACAAAGUCGGCACCAAUCCAUGGCCAGAGUAUCCUCGGCCUCAGUUUAAGCGGUCUAAAUGGAAGAAUCUAAACGGUAUUUGGCAGUAUCAGAGUGCAUCCGGUCUUGAUGCGGUCCAAAACCCUCCGUUUGAACAACCAUUUACAAACGAGGUCCUUGUUCCUUCCUGUCUGGAGAGUGGUCUAUCUGGGCUUCAAGAAAAAGACGUCAAGUACUCCUGGCUCAAGACUAACUUCACGGUUCCAAGUUCCUUUAACCGCAGUCAUGUUUUGCUGAAUUUUGGCGCUGUGGAUUAUGAAGCAACGGUGUUCAUUAACGGCAAGCAGGCCGGCUUCCACCGUGGCGGUUACUUUCAUUUUGCUGUUGACAUCACGCAGUAUUUAUCAUUUGAAGAUGAGAAUGAACUUCUUGUAUUUACACACGACCCUACAGAUAGUGAUAACUAUGUCAUUCCUGUUGGCAAGCAAAGACUUACUCCAGACCAUAUGUUCUACACUCCUUGCAGUGGUAUCUGGCAGAGUGUUUGGAUUGAGGCUGUCCCUGAGGAGUACAUCACACAGCUGGAUCUGGAUGCCAAUAUGCAUGGUCAACUCAACGUCACUGUUCACACUGCCACAAAGAAUGGUACAUCAGUUGAGGUCAAGGUAUACGACGGCCAUGAGGAGAUUGGAUCUGGCAAACAUACUUCAGAUCAGCCUUUUCAUUUUAACAUGUCUAAUAUUAAGCUCUGGUCCCCAAAAUCACCAAAACUGUACAAUGUAACCGUGACAAUGGGUACAGAUACAGUUGAAAGUUACAUUGGAUUUCGCACUAUUUCUAAAGGAACUGUGGAUGGUGUAACUCGACCGUUGCUGAAUGGCCAGUUUGUCUUUAUGUUUGGUACCUUAGACCAGGGAUAUUGGCCUGAUGGAUUAUACACCCCUCCAACCAAAGAUGCCAUGGUAUAUGAUUUGAAGUUCUUGAAGGACCUUGGCUUUAAUAUGGUCCGAAAACAUAUUAAAGUUGAACCAGCACUUUUCUACCGCGCAUGUGAUGAGAUGGGAUUGCUUGUAAUACAGGAUAUGCCAAGUUUAACUCCAUUACAAACUAAGACCAAUACGAAUGGUGAUACUGUGACUAUCCUGCCUGAUGAGGCACAGCAGCAGGAAUUCACACGACAGCUUGAACUACUAGUGACUCAGCUCAAGAACCAUCCUAGUAUUGUUAUUUGGACCAUUUAUAAUGAGGGCUGGGGGCAGAUUAUAGAUGACCAUCCUGAGUUUAACUUAACAGAAUUGGUCAAACAGUGGGAUCCAACCAAACUAGUAGAUGCAACGUCGGGCUGGCAUGAUCACGGGGCUGGAGAUUUCAGUGAUAAUCAUCACUACGCCAGUCCGCAAUGUGGAACUCCUUUUUAUUCUCAGCCAUCCAGCCCUUAUGACUCAAGCCGCAUUGCUAUUCAAGGGGAAUUUGGAGGUCUUGGCCAUGAAGCCUCCAUCGACCAUCUAUGGAAUGUCAAGGCGGCACUAGACACCAUCAAUAACACAUAUGAAAUGGCUGCAACACUUGAGGCAUGGAACUAUCGCAGCCAUAUGCUCCUUCAAGAGCUAGAGGACCAAAUCCACAGAUUUAACUGCAGUGCAGGCGUCUGGACGCAGACAACCGAUGUUGAGGGUGAAACCAAUGGGUUAAUGACGUAUGACCGCAGAAUGAAGCGAGUGGAAGAAAAGCAGUGGAAGGCUGAUAUCCGGGCACUUUAUGAUGCAGCUGCGGCAAGGAGCAAUUCUACGCAUGACUAG
This is a messenger RNA of Aspergillus tanneri, 1920 nucleotides long. RefSeq lists its product as uncharacterized. Bases 1 to 1920 code for a protein of 639 amino acids. Gene Ontology annotation, biological process: carbohydrate metabolic process. Gene Ontology annotation, molecular function: hydrolase activity, hydrolyzing O-glycosyl compounds. NCBI's taxonomy places the organism in Eukaryota, Fungi, Ascomycota, Eurotiomycetes, Eurotiales, Aspergillaceae. The transcript is spliced from 8 exons. The record is from RefSeq and is a predicted model, not a curated record.